This is a messenger RNA of Manis javanica (Malayan pangolin), 4193 nucleotides long. NCBI's taxonomy places the organism in Eukaryota, Metazoa, Chordata, Mammalia, Pholidota, Manidae. The record is from RefSeq and is a predicted model, not a curated record.
UAGUAGGCGGCCAUCUUUCCUGGAUCCCGAGAGGGAGAAGAGGGACAGAAGGGGAGACGCUGGUCUUAGGGACGCCCCGGGGACCUUAAGAGCCGGAGGCAGCCCCGGAGGUGGUGGUCCCUGAUCCCGGGCUCUACUCUAGGACCCGAGAAGGCUCCCGCGGGCUGACACGCCGGAAGAGGAGGACGAGGAAUGGCCGCGGUGUGGCAGCAGGUCUUAGCAGUAGAUGCGAGGUACAACGCAUACCGCACACCAACGUUUCCACAGUUUCGGACACAGUAUAUCCGACGGCGCAGCCAGCUACUGCGGGAGAAUGCCAAGGCUGGACACCCUCCAGCACUGCGUCGGCAGUACUUGAGGCUGCGUGGGCAGCUGUUGGGCCAGCGCUACGGACCCCUCUCUGAGCCAGGCAGCGCUCGCGCGUAUAGUAACAGCAUAAUCCGCAGCAGCCGAACUACCCUUGACCGCAUGGAAGACUUCGAGGAUGAUCCUCGGGCCCUAGGGGCCCGUGGGCACCGCCGUUCUGUCAGCCGAGGCUCCUACCAGCUGCAGGCACAGAUGAACCGUGCUGUCUAUGAGGACAGGCCACCUGGCAGUGUGGUGCCCACAUCAGUGGCAGAAGCAAGUCGAGCCAUGGCUGGGGACACAUCACUGAGUGAAAACUAUGCCUUUGCGGGCAUGUACCAUGUUUUUGACCAGCAUGUAGAUGAGGCAGUUCCAAGGGUGUGCUUUGCCAAUGAUGACCGCCACCGCCUGGCCUGCUGCUCACUUGAUGGCAGCAUCUCUCUGUGCCAGCUGGUGCCUGCCCCACCCACUGUGCUCCAUGUGCUGCGAGGACACACCCGUGGUGUCUCGGAUUUCGCCUGGUCUCUCUCCAAUGACAUCCUUGUGUCCACCUCACUCGAUGCUACCAUGCGCAUCUGGGCCUCUGAGGAUGGCCUCUGCAUCCGGGAGAUCCCGGACCCUGAUGGCGCUGAAUUGCUCUGCUGUACCUUCCAGCCGGUCAACAACAACCUCACUGUGGUGGGGAAUGCCAAGCACAACGUGCAUGUCAUGAACAUCUCCACGGGGAAGAAAGUGAAAGGUGGCUCCAGCAAGCUGACAGGCCGUGUCCUCUCUCUGUCUUUUGAUGCCCCUGGGCGGCUGCUCUGGGCGGGUGAUGACCAUGGCAGUGUUUUCUCCUUCCUGUUUGACAUGGCCACAGGGAAGCUGACAAAAGCCAAGCGUCUGGUGGUACAUGAGGGUAGCCCUGUGACCAGCAUCUCCGCCCGCUCCUGGGUCAGCCGCGAGGCCCGGGACCCCUCACUGCUUAUCAAUGCUUGCCUCAAUAAGCUGCUGCUCUACAGGGUGGUAGACAACGAGGGCACCCUGCAGCUGAAGAGAAGCUUCCCCAUUGAACAGAGCUCCCACCCUGUGCGCAGUAUCUUCUGCCCCCUCAUGUCCUUCCGCCAGGGGGCCUGUGUGGUGACAGGCAGUGAAGACAUGUGUGUGCACUUUUUUGACGUGGAACGGGCAGCCAAGGCUGCUGUCAACAAGCUGCAGGGCCACAGCGCACCUGUGCUGGACGUCAGCUUCAACUGUGAUGAGAGCCUGCUGGCUUCCAGUGACGCCAGUGGCAUGGUCAUUGUCUGGAGGCGGGAGCAGAAGUAGGAACCUUCAGGCCCUACCACUGUCUACCUUCCCACCCAGCUCCCACUCCAGCCUUGUGUUUAUAAAUAAAGUUCCUGUGGUUGUGCUGCUGGGGGUGGGAGGGAGGCUCUAGGACCCAAGAUAGAGGGGUUCCCAUAUUCAUUCAUGUGCUGACUUACUCAUUCAACAACCACUUACCAAAUAUCUAUAGUAUCAUAGGCACCACUUCAAGUAUUUUACAUGGUCAUGCAUUGGACAGAAAUUAUUAAGCACCUACUAUAUGCCAGGAACUGUUUUAGGCCUUGGGGGUACAGCUGUGACAUAGACUGAUAAAAAUCCCUGCCCUCAUGGGGCUUGCAUUCGAGUGGAGGCAGAUAGAUAGUAGACAAAAACGUGUAAUAAAUUUAAGUCAGUUCAAGAUGAAUGACGGGAGGAAGAAUAAGGCAAAGACAGGAGGUAAGUUGCAGGAGUGGGAGUUGGGCUCUUGUGGGUGCUGUGAUCAGGGAGGACGUUCUUGCUGGUGUAAUUUAAACAAAUACCUGAAUAAAAUGAGAGGCAGCACCAUAGUGUCGGGGGGAGAAUAACAUGCUAGGCAGAGAGAAAUGGCAGUGCAAAUGUGCUGAGGCUGGAGUGUGCCAGAAGGGUCACUGUACAGGCCAGUGUGGCUAGACCAGAAUGUGGUAGGAGAAGAGGUUGGACAUGCCCAAUCCUGGAGGGCUUCAUGGACAUGGAGAGGACUUGGUUACUCUGAGUGAGGGGUGCAUCACCAGAGAGUUUUGAGCAGAGGAGGGUGUGGUCCAACUUGGUUGUAAGAGGAUCCCUGUGGGCACUGUGAGAACAGACUGGGGGGCAAGGGGGAAGUGGGGGACCAGUCAAGAGCCCCUGCAGCAGUGGGACUGAGCAGUGAUGGGAACUUGGGCCAGAGUGGUGGCAGUGGAGGAGUUGAGGGGGAAAUGUUGGCUUCCAGCACAGGGGUUUCAUCCCAUUAGUCCGCAGGGCCCUGCUGACUCCUCAGGGAAGCUCAGGCUCCCAGGCUGCCCCUGGCACCAGGGUUCCCCACAAGUAGGGAGUGGAGGUGUUAGGGGCGUGCAGAGCCAAGCUGGUACAGGUACAACUGUGGACCCUAAGGCUGAGCUCACAGCUCCUAAGGGGUGGUGGGGGUAGAGAGAAUGGGGAUUCUCUCUCCAACCACAGACCACCCUUAGCUCCUUCCACACCCACCCAGGGCCCCUAUUCAAAGCCUAGAAUGACUCAGAAAUCACAAAGCGAUGUUCAACAUUUGAGGGGAGCUUCAAAUGUGGAGAGAAAGCUUGGGCUAGACAGAUGAAUAACCAAACUGCCCCAUCAGUGACCUGCAUCCCCAAGAAAUUAUCAGAGUUGCCAGAAAUGUCAAAGAGGCUAUUUCUCCAACUCCUCCCUUCCGUCCAGCUCCAUAGGCUGCCACAACCAGAUGCAUCAGUGGGAAGUGUGACUAGCAUCUAGAGAUAUGUGCUCAGUGCACAGAGUCACAGACUAAGCUGGCCUAGCGGUGUGGAGCUGCUGACUAAACACCGGCAGCCUUGUUGGGGGAGAAAAAUAACCUGUUUGUUCAAGCCACACUACCUGACAGUGUGGUUGCUUGUAGCCAGAAGCAUUUCUGCCUGCUACUUCCCUCUGACAGCCCUUAAGGUACAUGGUGAAGCAAUAGGGACCUCAGAGAGCUGGCCUGCUCUUGAUCCAGAUCACGUAUCUCUGUCGGAGGUCCCUAAGAGCACCCAGACUCCAUGGUCUGCUAGGACUCUCAGUCUAGCAUAUGGUUGUAUAUACGGCUAUGAUUUAUGGCAGCAAAAAGAUAUAGAGCAUAAUCAGCAAAGGGAAAUGGUGCAUGGGCCAAGGCUAGCAGAGACAGGCACAAGCUUCCAAGGGUCCGGUCCCAGUGGAAUCACACAGGACACACUUAAUUCCCCCAGCCAUGGGUUGUGACAACACGUGCCAAACAUUGUCAACCAGAAAAGCUCAUUAGAGACUCAGUUCCCAGGUUUUUACGGGGGGCUGAUCACAUGGGCACCCUCUGCCUGGCACACACCCACCUUCCAGACUCUCAGAAGUAAAGAAGUGUUUAGCAUAAACCACAGUGCUUAUGUGAACAGUUUAAGCACAUGAGCCCCUCUUAGCAUCUGUAGGGGCUGGUAACCCUUACAUAUAAAUUUCCAGAUGCCAGCCAGGGGCCAGAUUUGAAAUAAACCUUUCCUCAGAGAUCAGUUCAGGCUGCUGUGAGACUUUCCCGCAUGUUAUGUUUCAGUGACGGGCAAGAUCACUUGGGGGGCCUCACUUUUCACGAACAUGUUCUUCAUUUCUUUAGCCUCUUUAUUCACACUCUUUUUAUUGAGCCUGGAUACAAGAUGGCUGGUCAUGGAUGUUGUCACACAUGAGUGUGGGAGUUUGCUCCUUGUGAAAUUUUGAGGUGGCCCUCUAGUAGAAUGAGUUGACAUUCUACUUUAAAUUCAUCUUUAUAGUACCUUUUCUUCACUUACAAUCUAACAGGAAAUAGUGAGCAAAUAAUAAAAAAUAUCUUAUUGGUGAAA